GUUUUUUUUAGAUGCGUGAUGGGGUGCUCCAGGUUAUGGACAUAUUGAGUGAGUAGUAGUGUUGAAAUAUCCGGCCUGAAGACUCACGUGAAAGUUGAAUGCACGAUUUCCACGAACCCUAACAGGACCCCACAAUAGGAAUUGGCACAAUGAUUUCUCCCUUCGUGCAAGCCUACCUCUAAUGAUAGAAGAUCCGUCUGCAAGUUUCACGUGUUUGCAUGUACCGGGUGGGAAACACACUACUUGGCCAACAUGCUACAAGGUAUGAUGAAAAUACACACCUGCAUGGUGCGGGCAGUAGGUAUCACAUUGACCCGGGAACUGGCUACUGGUCAGACAGUUGACAAAGCUCUGCUUAGUAAGCUUAGGAAGAAGACAGGAUUUCCACUCAUCAACUGUAAGAAGGCCCUUGAUCAGUUUGAUAAUGACUUACAACAGGCGGAAAAAUGGCUGCUGGAACAAGCACAGAAGGAAGGAUGGGCAAAAGCUACCAAGUUGCAGAAUCGGCCAAUGUCACAGGGACUUGUUGGUGUAGUAGGGGACCAGCGGACAGCCACGAUGGUGGAGGUGAAUUGUGAGACUGACUUUGUGGCUCGGAAUGAGAAGUUUGUGAAACUGGUCUCCAGCCUGACCAUGGCCUGUCAGGACCACUUCCUCAGCCAGACAGACAGGAAGGUAAGCUUGGAAGGUGCAGCUGUCCAAGGUCUACAGGCAGGAGGUGGUAAAACCCUGGCUGAUAUGGUGGCGCUUGAGGUGGGAAGUGUCGGAGAAAACAUGUCCCUGCGUAGAGCUGUUCACCUUCGGGCUGCAGAGAACAACUUCCUGUCAUCCUACGUCCAUGUGUCAGGUGCUGAAAUCAACACGAACAGUGAAUGUAGGCUGGGCAAGUUUGGAAGCUUGUUGGAGCUGCAAGCCCUGCCAGUGGUGUCGGAGGAAUCCCCCGACUCUGCAAGUUCUUCUGACUCUGACUCUGAUUCCUCUUCAAGUGAUGAGGAAGAGGCUUCCCUGACCCGAGAGGAGGCAUGUCGACAACUGGCCCUGCAUGUGGUGGGCAUGAAUCCCAGACGCAUCGGCAAGGAAGACGAUGAGCCCAGCAAGAGCAAGGAUGAGGAAGACAAAUUGAUUUUCCAGGAGUUCUUGAUGGACCCGAGCUUGUCGGUGAAGGACAUGUUGAAGAAGAAUCAUUUGGCUAUAAAGGAGUUUGUGAGGUUUGAGUGUGGUGAGGACUUGGGAGAAGACGCCAGCUGAAGAUAGGAUUGUACAGUGUCAUGUCAUAUUCAGUGUACAGGAUGGCUGCACAGGAGCAUUGUUGUAUUGUGUGUGCCCUGAACCUGCUAUCAGAUUUUGUAGAUUUUAUUAGCCAAAUAUGUGCUUAACACGGUGUUGAUAGUGAUAAAAGUUUGGUUUUAGUUCAAAAGGUGUAUGGGCACUUUUUGCCUUGCUUCUAUCUGUUAAAAUAUCUCAAGAAUCAGGAGUUUGGGCAUUUUCUACACUUCCAUGGAAAGCACAUAGGUUAUGAAGCUUUAUAUGCUUGAGGACUAAAGCUUCCUAUGCACUAUUAAAAGAAUCCCAUUUGUACAAAAUCUCCAUGAAUUUUUCAGAAUCGUGCAUUAUAAUCACAUGUACAAAAA
Messenger RNA from Haliotis rubra (blacklip abalone), 1631 nucleotides. Its product is annotated as elongation factor Ts, mitochondrial-like. The record is from RefSeq and is a predicted model, not a curated record. Gene Ontology annotation, biological process: mitochondrial translational elongation. Gene Ontology annotation, cellular component: mitochondrial matrix. The coding region runs from base 253 to 1248 and encodes 331 amino acids. The transcript has 6 exons. NCBI's taxonomy places the organism in Eukaryota, Metazoa, Mollusca, Gastropoda, Lepetellida, Haliotidae. Gene Ontology annotation, molecular function: translation elongation factor activity; protein binding.